AUGCAUGGGAACGGUCCCAGGUUUGAUGCCUCAUCAAUUGCAACGUCCCAAUGGACUGAUGCCACCUCAAAUGCAGCCACCUCGUCAACAUGGAAUGCUGCCAGUACAACAGUCUCACCACAGUUCUCACAACUACAUGCACAGAUGAUUGCUCCCCAUCAUUCCCCACCACAAAGCAUGCAGAUGUUUGGUCCUCAGCAUCCUUCACAAGUGAUGAGUAGAUUUGAUGCAAAUUUUGCUAUGCCUGACUUGAGUGAUCCAAGAGCAAGAUCAAUGUUGCAACAUGGAAGGCUGGGACAGCGAUAUCCUCACCAAGGUUAUGAGCUCAAUAAUAUUAGGAUGGAUAAUGGAUGGCCACGGUUCAGAUCCAAGUACAUGUCUACUGAAGAAAUCGAGAACAUUGCAAGGAUGCAGCAAGCUGCCACACACAUCAAUGACCCAUAUAUUGAUGAUUACUACCAUCAAGCUUGUUUAGCAAAAAAAUCAGCAGGUGCUCAACUAAAGCACCACUUGUGUCCAACCUUGAUUAGAGAUCCAUCUUCGCGUGCACGCCGUAAGGAUGAGCCACAUGCGUAUCUACAGGUUGAUGCUCUUGGGAGGCUUCCAUUUUCUUCGAUCCGUAGGCCUCGUCCGCUUCUUGAUGUUGAACAAGCCUCUGCACCAAGUGAUAAUGCUGAAAAAUCUGUGUCAAAGCCUCUUGACCAAGAGCCCAUGCUUGCUGCUAGGAUCACAAUUGAAGACGGACUUUGCCUACUGCUUGAUGUUGAUGAUAUUGAUCGUCUGCUGCAAUUUAGCCAGCAGCAAGAUGGUGGUUUGCAACUGAGAAACAGAAGACAGGGACUCCUCGAGCAGCUUGCAGAAUCACUGCAGUUAGUUGAUCCCCUUGCACCAAAUAAGAAUUCACCUCUGUCUCCAUAUGAUGAUUUGGUGUUUCUUCGCAUAGUCACUCUACCAAAGGGCCGGAAACUACUUUCCCGUUACCUUGAACUUGUGACAUCAGGCAGUGAGCUUGCAAGGAUAGUUUGCAUGGCAGUCUUCCGGCAUCUAAGAUCCAUAUUUGGAAAUAUGCCCUCUGAUAUCAGUGCAGCGGAGACAAUGACUAGACUUGCAAGAGCUGUAUCCACACGUAUUGUUCGGAUGGAGUUGAGUGAUCUCAGUGCUUGCCUUGCUGCUAUUGUGUGUUCAUCAUUGCAACCACCUCUUUGA
Miscanthus lutarioriparius is the source of this 1206-nucleotide messenger RNA. The record is from the annotation of a GenBank genome assembly. NCBI's taxonomy places the organism in Eukaryota, Viridiplantae, Streptophyta, Magnoliopsida, Poales, Poaceae.